Amoebophrya sp. A120 is the source of this 3248-nucleotide messenger RNA. The record is from the annotation of a GenBank genome assembly. NCBI's taxonomy places the organism in Eukaryota, Dinophyceae, Syndiniales, Amoebophryaceae.
AUUAUGAGUAUCAUUUUAUCGCUUUUUAUUCAAUGAAUGACACGUGAAAUCAAGCAAUGAGAAUGACUGGAUCGGAGUCAACGCCUCCCGAAGGAGCUCCACGGAGUUGGUCCGGAAGCUACUUCGGGAGAUUGAGAACUGUUUUUGAACCAGAACGGUACGCGCUGAGGCCCAGAAUUAUUUGCACUAGCAUCGUGAUUGGGGUCAGACCUUGCGUAUAUACCCGGGCGUGGUACCCUCGUGAAACGCCUUUUUUUACGCUGGUCAAACUUAGCGAAUUCAUUGGCGAACGCGCGCCAUACCAUGCGGCUUCGCAGUUCGUGGCGAGACGGAUUUCCCUUGGUCUCUCUUUGCUGAUCUUCAUCGUUUUCCAGGAUCCCGGAAUUUUCGGCUUCCGAGAUUUCCCGGGAACUUGUGCAACUCGUGCAACUUUUGCACGUUUUUGUUGCGAAUCACGAGGGUACGGCCGAGUUGCACGGCGAGUUGCACGGUGCAACUCGCCGUGCAACUAUCACAAUAAUUCGCGCCGAACCAGGAGAGUACGGGCCUUUCGAGAUGUCCCGGAAACCUGCGCAACUCGUGCAACUUUUGCACGUUUUGCGUUGCGAAUCGCGAUGGUAUGGCCCGAGUUGCACGGCAGGUUGAACGGUGCAACUCGCUGUGCAACUAGCCCUACACUUUGCGCCGAACCAGGGCGGUAUGGGCCGUGUUUCGAUUCGACUUGUGCUAAUCGCUCAACUUCGGCAGUUUUGUUGUGCGAACCACGGCGCGCCCGCUUUCCCAACUUCCACGCGGGACCGCGCUGGCGCAUGUGGGCAGUAUUACCAGCGCGCGCACGCUGGCUGCUGCGCAUGUGGGGGAUGUGUCCACUGUGUCGCGCUGAGAAUGGGCAUGCGCAUGUCGGCUGUGUCUCCUCUUCGGUUGGUUGUUGUUGGUUGUCAAUUGGGUUACCGUUCUGACGUAUUGGCAACCAACUUGAAAACUGGCGCACUGCCAACGAGACAACUUGACAACCAACCCACAACCAGCACCGCCGUCGCGAACGUCCUCGGCACGCCCGCCCGAGUAUCACGGCUCCGCUUCCGGGAAUGUGAUGGCGCGCGCGGGCAGUAUUGCCGCUGCGCCUCUCUUUCCCUUCGGCCCGCGCCACAGCACUACUGUUGGGGGCGCUUUGAGGCCCGUCCGCCGCCGCCGCGCGCGGGCGCCCCAGUGUGGUGGGCCUUGUUCCCCGCCGCUCUGCAUUACGGCUCGGGCCCUGCGGUUGCGGCCCCUCGGGCGGACGAGCGGACCACCCCCAGAACAGUCACCAACGAGGGGACCGGCCAGGCGCCCAACAGAAGCAAGCGGCGCAAUGGUUCGGUCCGUGGUGAGGCCCGGGGGCACAAUAGCUGUGAUCAACAAAAGCCCCGCACUGGUUAUGUCCGUGAUGAGGCCCGCGGGCACAAUAGCUGAAGUUCCCCCCCCUCCCAAACAAGAUGGCAAACCAGCGGGCCACCCACAACACCCCCCCCCGCCCAACGAACCACCAAUGCGGGCGGCCCGGAAGCCAGGCGCACCACACGUGGGCGGCUCCCUGCCUGCCCGCGGCCAAAAGCGGGCGGAGUAGGCCAGCAAGGCAACCGGCCCUAAGCCCCAAAGGCUAGGGCAGGCCGCCUCUUUUCCCCAAAACUGAAACCAUCCAAACGGGCGUGACGGUGGGGCCUCCCCAAGCUUUCCCCUUCCCGGGAGUCAGGUAACUACGAAGGCGGAGGCCCAUUCCGGACCUGUUAGGGCGGGAGUGGGGGCCCCCUUCGAGUGGGGGCGGCAGGGAGGUGGGGCCCCCUUGUGGGCAAAGAGGGCCGCGGGGGCCGGGGCCCCCCUCCAGGCGCGGUACCCAGCGGCCGGGAGGGCGGGAGCCGGGGGGCCCCCCCUGCAGGCGCGAUACCCAGCGGGUGCGCGGGGGGGGGCGGGCAAGGAGGCGGGGGCCCCCUGCGCGUGGCCAGUGAAAGAGGGAGGCCGGCGGGGGCCCCCCUGCGGGCGGGCCGGGAGGCGGGGGCCCCCCUGUGGGGAGGAUACCCAGCAGGCGGGAGGGCGGGAGCCGGGGACGGGGGCCCCCCUGUGGGGAGGAUACCCAGCGGGCGAAAGGAAGGGAGGCGGGGGCCCCCUGUUUUCCCCGACGGUAUGCUCGACGCAAAAAUAGCAACCUUCAGCGUGCCGCCGUGUUAAAAAGUCUGGGCCUCAGCGCGUACCGGUCUCUUUUGAAAACCUAUGAUGCUUACAAAUGAUGGUCCUAUGAUUCGAGAGCCCGUAACUGCUGAUGGAAACUAUUCUUCUACACCACCUAGCAAGGAAUAAACUACAAAGAAGAAAGCCGCUACAAGCGGGGCGCAGCCCGUAGCACCCUUUCUGCAGUCGUUGCUUUUUCUUCCUUAGGUCGUGUUUGAGUUGUUGUGUCGCGACUUUUCCUUCUCGUGUCGUUCUUUCUUCAGCUUUUGUCAAAACCUGCUGCCGCGUCUGUGCAGCGAAAAGCAGUAAUAGCUCCCUGGAGUUUUAUUUUGUGCGAAAUUCAAAUUUUUAGGAUUACGGUUGCAUCAUAAAUGCUAAAACCGUAUCGAAAGAGGAAUUCCACCCGCUGUUUGCAAGAAAAAGAAACAGGAAGCUUCGCGCAUUGAAAAAAGAAUGUUUAUAUUAUAGUUUUCACUACUAUAAGUAAACCAACUUUAUUACCCCCAGCACUUCGGCCCCACCUUGUGCUUGUGCAGAGUCGAGCGUUGCGUUGUUAAAGCGCAAGCCGACACUCGAACUCGAAAAGAAAAACCAAAAUCGCUAGCUGCACACGUAGUUUUUUUUCUUUUACCGAAGAUGAGCCAAGCUUUUUAUGAGAGCGAGGCGAAAGACAGCUUGGUUUUUUCUUCAGGAAUUACCGGCAGCAUAUUACAAGGAAAUUUUAAAAAAAGAACAUUAUCUGGUACUUGUACGUAUUCUUGAAUUAUAUCACGACGACUUUCUUUAUCCCGGUUUUAAUAUUGCCUUGCAAAUUAUCAAUCGGAAAACGAAAACAAAACUCAUAAUACCAUAUGCUUUGUUUCAGGCCGACCGCAAUGUAAAAGUUGACUUUGGCGACGAAAUUGAAAAACUCUCCUAGUCUUUCGACCCAGUUAUCUUGAGAAAAGCACUAUGAGCCAGCCUCUUGACGAAGAGACUGAAGACGAAGCCCAGUAGAUGAAGAGUCAGCAAUCAAUGAUGAAUUUACGUAUGUAAUAUUUGUU